This is a messenger RNA of Fusarium verticillioides 7600, 333 nucleotides long. RefSeq lists its product as hypothetical. The transcript has 2 exons. The record is from RefSeq and is a predicted model, not a curated record. Lineage: Eukaryota; Fungi; Ascomycota; Sordariomycetes; Hypocreales; Nectriaceae. The coding region runs from base 1 to 333 and encodes 110 amino acids.
AUGGCAAGAUCUCAAGAGAACGACUUUCUCUCCAAGAUCAUCGCCACCAGAACCAACGCAACAAUGGCCAACGAGCCCGGUGACUCUGCUGCGCGUAAAUUGAACGGCAGAUCUCCAGUUGCCCAUGCACUCUAUUGCAUCUUCAACAACGUUCACCAAUGUUCUAGUCCACCCUCUAAGCCUGAGAUUGAUGAACCCUACUUCGCGACAGUUCCACUGGAACCCCGUCUCUUCGAGGACUUCCGCCCGCUACUGGACCAGGUCUUCCAGUGCUACGAUUACAGCGUCAACGACGGCAUCCCAUUGGUCAGUCAUCGUGGUAUCGAUGUCUAA